Messenger RNA from Acytostelium subglobosum LB1, 1134 nucleotides. RefSeq lists its product as hypothetical. The transcript is spliced from 3 exons. The annotation marks the transcript as partial. The record is from RefSeq and is a predicted model, not a curated record. Gene Ontology annotation, cellular component: membrane. NCBI's taxonomy places the organism in Eukaryota, Evosea, Eumycetozoa, Acytosteliales, Acytosteliaceae.
AAGCCUUUGACCAACCUUUAUGAAUUCCCCUCGCCACUUAUACCAAAGUUGUUCUACUUUAUGUUGUUCUAUGUGUUUGGAACUUAUAGACCUUAUAUGCCAAUAUAUUUAAAGUCCAUCAACUUUACACCAGCUGUAAUAGGACUCACAUUAUUCUUUCCACCAUUCGUUACAUUCUUGGCUGGUCCAACUUCAUCAGCAUUAUGUGAUCGAUUCAAAUGUCAUCGUAUAGUGAUAACAGUGGCAUCAUCAUGCAGUGCACUAAUCAUACUAUCACUCUACUUUGUAUCCAACCAUGCAUUGGCCAUCAUGAUUGUGAUACUCAACUCAUUGGUUUGGGCACCAAUCAUCCCAAUUCUAGACUCCACUACCUAUAAAAUACUUGGUAGUGCCAGAGAUGUUUAUGGAAAACAGAGAAUGUUUGGAAGUAUUGGAUUUGGAUUGAGUGCAGCAUUGAUUGGUGUUAUAGCCACUCAUUAUAAUAACAAUAGAAUAUAUUGGAUCAACUACAUUAUUAAUCAAAAACAGGAGAUAGUAUUCUUCUUUUAUGGCAAACAGAUUAUUAAUCGAGUUGGAGUGAUCAAGAUGAUAGCACUAUCACAUGUAUUGUUAAUUAUACGUGUUACCUAUUAUAUAUUUGUAUUGGUAUCUGGUGCCAAAGCAUGGGUGGUACUACCUGUGGAACUACUACAUGGUAUAAUAUUCGCAUCAUCAUGGAGUGCUGGAUCCAGACUAUGUUCAGACCUCACACCCAAGGGUCUGGAAGCCACUGGUCAGAGUCUUAUCUACUGUGUAUACAUGGGCCUUGGCCUUGGCUUUGGUUCACUCUUUGGUGGACUGAUCUAUGAGAGUCUAGGUCCUGUAAUGAUGUAUGUGAUCAUUGCCAUCCAGACAUCGAUUGGAUUAUGCAUCUUCCUAGGUUUCCAAUACUUUUAUGGUGGUCCACCAGGUGGACAUCAACAGAUCACCACCAACCCUUCCCCAUUGUCGACGAUGGGCUUGUCCAAGGACUCUGCUAAACUUCUUCAACACAAUGAUCAAUUGACACUAAAACUACAGAUCAAGGGUGAAGAAGAGAAUGGUGGUGAUGAGGAAGAAGACGACCUCUCCUAUCUUAGUCUGAGGUCAUCAAUG